CGCACGUUACCGACCAUCGCAGUCCGUCGUGUGCGGCGUAGUGAACGGUGAGAGUUUUGAUUGUUUUACGCGCGCUCGCGAGUGUCAAGUCUUACGUCUUUAUCGACUCGUACGUAAAUAUCGUUGUUUAUAUCAGUAUCAACCGUCGAAGUACGUUGUAUUUACCGUCGUUGUCCGUGUGGUACUCAUAAAGCGUUCGAAAGAAAGAGAAACGAAUCCGACGAAAAACCGAAAAGACAAACUUCUCCGUCGCCAUAAUGCCACUGUCGCUUAAAUCUAUAUGGAAAGGAAACUCGAAACACAAGAAGUUAUCCGAAGAUAAGUCGCUGGCCAUUGGACAGAACGCGGACGAUGUUGCUGCGAUCGCGGACGAAAGCGACCAGACUACGUUCGAUGUGAAGUAUCUGGGCAACACUCCGGUGGACUCGGCAGCCGGUGCUGUUGCCGAAGCCGUCAAAACCAUUUUGCUCAUGGCCAAAGCCAGCAAAAGAAAAUCGCAGAACGUGACGGUUACGUUAAACGGGCAAGGCAUCAGAAUAACGGAAACCAAUGACGACAAGAAGACCGUGCUGGACACACCGAUAGAAAGGGUGUCCCAUUGUUUCACCGAUUCGACUCACAGCAACGUGUUCGCCUUCGUCAUAGCCAGCGGCCAAUCAAUGUCGGAAUGUCACGCUUUUAUGUGCGCCAAACGGAAAAUGGCACAAAACAUGUCCAUCACCAUCAGUCAACUAAUCAGCUCCGUGCCGGACGUCUGGAAGGAGUACAACAAACAGAAAUCGGACAUCGAAUUGAAAACUCCGGAAAUAAUUCCGAACACCGUGCGAGCAGAUGACGUAGCUCAAGAAGUCAAAGAAGCCAAGUUGAUCGACUUGUCAGGAGAACCUCUGCCCAGACAGCAGUACGAUACGUCUAGAUGGGUAUUGUUUGAAGACGAUCCGUCUUCUAAAUUGGAUGUGGACCUAUUACCCCAAAGGCCCGAAGGAUUUGCAAAUUUUUCUCAUCAUUUCAAACCAGAUCGCCAAAUGUGUUGCUGAAAAAUUACCAACAUUAUGUUUUCUAAUUAUAAACAUACACCUAUUUUAUUACUGUUAAAAUUAUUCGUAUCAAUAUUCACGGCUGUCGGCUAGCUUCAAUCAACUAUCAAUUUUACAUUACCUAUAUAUUAUACUUUAGGUUAAUUUUAUUAAAUAUAAUUUACAUGUAAUUUAAAAAUAAUAAAUAUAUUCAACUAUAGAUUACAUUCGUAAUAUUCGGUCAGCCGACUUUGUGCGUUUAUAUUUUGUAUUUUUUGUUUUGACGACAAAAAUGUAUGGUAACAAACAGUAUUCAAGCGCAUAAUAACAGGUGAUAAAGUUAUGUGUAAUAUAUAUAUAAAUGUGUAUUGUACAUACGUUUUAAGUAUAGGUGCCUUAACCUA
Sipha flava (yellow sugarcane aphid) is the source of this 1420-nucleotide messenger RNA. RefSeq names its product low density lipoprotein receptor adapter protein 1-like. The transcript is spliced from 8 exons. The record is from RefSeq and is a predicted model, not a curated record. Bases 258 to 1037 code for a protein of 259 amino acids. Lineage: Eukaryota; Metazoa; Arthropoda; Insecta; Hemiptera; Aphididae.